UUCUUCCAUGGUCUUGUUCUCUUGGUAACCUCCGUCGUUUUCAAAACAAAAGAAAAAAAAUUCGUCGUUCUGCAUCUAAAAGCUUCUGAUUCAGAAAAAAAAUUCCUUCAAAAAUAGAAUUUGUACUGUCCUUAUUUCUUCGCUGAUACUAAUUUAUCAGAUAAUUUGUCGAUUGGGUUUUGGUUUAUUGCAGAUGAAAAUUUUGUUAAUUAGGUUUUCUAUAGAUUGAUAUUGUGUAAUUAUAAUUACUCUUCUUCCCUAAUCGUAUGAUUGAGAUCCUUUAUUAUUCUUUUGCCUUUGUAAUUUUACUUAUUCAUGCCCUAAUUUCUGUAAUUUUUCAUUCCAGGUUAAUAAAAUUUGGUACAGCCUCAAGGAUUUUGGUAUCACAUCGAUCCGCAUGGAUACAAAUCAACAUGGCAGUGAUGGUGUACAAACUACAACCACUCAAUCAUCGCAGAAUAGUGCAUCUGUUGGGAAUAGUUUGAAACUUUUUGUUGAAGUUGAUGCAUCUUGUAGACCAAUAUAAAAAAGGCAGAAAAACUUGCUUCUCGUGUAGGGGAACUUAUACGAGCGCAUUGUCCAAUACGUUAUGAAGAUUGGAGGAUUGUCCCGGAAAACUUCAAGGAGAAUGUAUGGAAUGGCUUAAUGAGCGAGUUUGAGUUUAAUGCUCCUUCAUACUUGGUACGCCCGAACCUCGAAGUAGCCUUUUCACAGAAGUUCAGAUCAUUCAAAUACCAGCUUCGACAGAAUUAUUUCAGGAUAGACAAAGGUAACGAACAAAUUGAAGCAGCUAUUCAAGCUGGUUUGGAUCCAAAUGCGUGGAAAAGCAAGGAGCAAAUUCUAGCAGAGGUACCGGUGGGGGUUACUCCUAGUAAUUGGACCGCUUUCGCCGAGAAUGAGUUCAAAGAAGGAGUAAGAGAAAGCCAUGAAAAGAAGUCAGAGAACAAAAAGAAAUGCACAAUGCUGCUCCAUACUCUUGGGAGGCGUACCUAUGCGAACAAAUGUCAUCUCCUUGCAGAAGAGGAUGGGAUGCUUACAGAGGAUCGUGAAUAUCCUUGGAUGAAGGGUCAUGAAAAACGCGAUGGGACUGUUCAUCCAUCAGCAGUUGAAAAAUAUGAGCAAGUCAAAGCUGUCUAUGAGAAGCGAAAAGAGAAUGGAACUAAUUGCUCGUAUGAUUUUGGUUCUGAUGGUUUAGUUGAUGUCUUUGGCCCAGACAAGGGUAAAAGGUCUUUACGUGGCUUUUCCUCCAUCGUUUCUGCGAAGCUCCUACAGUUAACAAAUGCAACUCUCCCGUCAUCGGACUAAAAAGGUUGGGAGCCCAACCCCUGGCCAACUGGGCUAAUGCCAGUUGGUUUUAACUUAAGCGCGAGCCUCAUCCGAAGAAAAGUAAAAUCAUCAUGAGCCCAGUUUUGAAAAUUCAGGUUUUGCCAUUUUUUGUAUGCCACAUAAAAAGUGCGAAAGAAAUGCAUUAGGCUGAAUUCGUUGUUGCCGUAUAAAUGUGCCUACAACUUGUGAUGUGGUGGCUGAGGUUAUAGCAACAUAUAUGCCCAUGGAAACAUAAGAAAAAUGCAACUUGGCUGGAUGUAGCAGCAAGCAUGUUUGAUAGCACUUUCUCACAGAUACACUAAAUGAUGAACGAAGUUGACAAUCUCUACGGACCAUUUAGUUCUUGAAAAUUCCAACAGCCAUUCCUUCAAACUGGCCACUUCAAGAGCGAUAGAAACUUUUUUUCACUUUAUUUCAAUGGAAUCUCCACUGUACACAGUUGGAUCAGUUGAUCGUGACAGAUAUAAUUUCUCGUAUAAUAAAACUGGCAACCCACUAUAUAUAUUGCUUACAACAUGCUAUGCUACCAAGAAGUUGGCAGUGCUAAUCUUAACUGAAACUUUUAUGGCAUCUCCGCUCUGCAACAUAUUAACAAUUUCAUCAGUUGCUUGCUUAUGGGAAGUCCUUCAUCAGACUGUAACUUGAGCAGGGUCUUGAUAUUGAUCCAAGAUUCCAAAUUGUCUAUUGUGCCAACUGCACGAGGAGUUUGUUACUCGUAUGGGGGAACUUGUUACACAGAAUAAUUGCGCUCGCAAUGGUGACACUCUGCCUCUCGCAUGAAAUGUCAAUAAUUUUCUCUUGAACCCCAAAUUCACAUUGCGGAGCUUUAACAGUUUUUUGUUUGUGGGAGAUUUUGCUAUCUCUGAAUGACAUGCUGUACCGCCAUAGCCUUUCGAUUCACUUAAUCGUGUGCUUUGCAGAGUAGUAGCCAAAUUAGCUGAAUCCUUUCACGCUAACCAUACGCUACAUAU
Messenger RNA from Papaver somniferum (opium poppy), 2297 nucleotides. RefSeq lists its product as uncharacterized. The transcript has 6 exons. NCBI's taxonomy places the organism in Eukaryota, Viridiplantae, Streptophyta, Magnoliopsida, Ranunculales, Papaveraceae. Bases 646 to 1305 code for a protein of 219 amino acids. The record is from RefSeq and is a predicted model, not a curated record.